UGGAUUGAACUGGCCCCUUUAAGCAUGCCGAGAAUUAACCACGGAGUUCUCUCAGCAGAAGGAUUUUUGUUCGUAUUCGGGGGCCAAGACGAAAACAAGCAGACACUGAGCUCGGGAGAAAAGUACGACCCGGAUGCAAACACGUGGACUGCAUUGCCACCCAUGAAUGAGGCAAGACAUAACUUUGGAAUCGUGGAGAUAGAUGGGAUGCUUUACGUUCUAGGAGGAGAGGAUGGUGAAAAGGAGCUGAUCUCCAUGGAGUGUUAUGACAUUUAUUCUAAAACCUGGACAAAGCAACCUGACUUGACCAUGGUUAGAAAGAUUGGCUGCUAUGCAGCUAUGAAAAAGAAAAUCUACGCCAUGGGUGGAGGAUCAUACGGAAAACUUUUUGAAUCCGUGGAAUGUUACGAUCCAAGGACCCAGCAAUGGACUGCUAUCUGUCCACUGAAAGAGAGGAGAUUUGGAGCAGUGGCCUGUGGAGUUGCCAUGGAACUGUACGUGUUUGGGGGAGUCAGAAGUCGUGAGGACAUCCAGGGUGGUGAGAUGGUAACUUGCAAGUCAGAGUUCUACCAUGAUGAAUUUAAAAGGUGGAUCUAUCUUAAUGACCAGAAUUUGUGCAUCCCCGCCAGUUCUUCUUUUGUUUAUGGAGCUGUACCUAUAGGAGCCAGUAUUUAUGUUAUUGGCGAUCUCGAUACAGGUACCAAUUAUGACUACGUGCGUGAGUUUAAAAGAAGCACAGGAACCUGGCACCACACUAAACCGCUCCUUCCAUCUGACCUUCGCCGCACAGGGUGUGCAGCCUUACGUAUUGCAAAUUGCAAGCUUUUCCGCCUGCAGCUUCAGCAAGGCUUAUUCCGUAUUCGUGUUCAUUCACCCUGAAGAGGAAGCGGAGCAGAGAGCGAGACCCUGACCC
Propithecus coquereli (Coquerel's sifaka) is the source of this 913-nucleotide messenger RNA. RefSeq names its product gigaxonin (gene GAN). The transcript is spliced from 7 exons. Gene Ontology annotation, biological process: regulation of cytokinesis; protein ubiquitination. Lineage: Eukaryota; Metazoa; Chordata; Mammalia; Primates; Indriidae. The coding region runs from base 25 to 879 and encodes 284 amino acids. The record is from RefSeq and is a predicted model, not a curated record. Gene Ontology annotation, cellular component: Cul3-RING ubiquitin ligase complex. Gene Ontology annotation, molecular function: ubiquitin-protein transferase activity; cullin family protein binding.